Messenger RNA from Ruditapes philippinarum (Manila clam), 1114 nucleotides. RefSeq lists its product as uncharacterized. Gene Ontology annotation, biological process: cellular response to lipopolysaccharide; immune response; T cell costimulation. Lineage: Eukaryota; Metazoa; Mollusca; Bivalvia; Venerida; Veneridae. The record is from RefSeq and is a predicted model, not a curated record. The coding region runs from base 59 to 898 and encodes 279 amino acids. The transcript has 6 exons. Gene Ontology annotation, cellular component: external side of plasma membrane.
GAAAUAGCGAGACACGGAAGUUUAUGGUGCAGUGUAAAUAAAUGUUUAAAAAGAGAAGAUGGUUGAUGUAAAAGCAUAUUCAAUUUUUACUUUUAUGUUAACGAUGGGAACACUGUUAACAAAGUUGUGUACAGCCCAAGACAUACAACAACUGACCGUAACGGCAGGAGAUAACGUUACCUUACCCUGUGCAACAACAACAGACUAUCCUAUAUGGCGUGGUCAAGAUCUACAAUAUAACAAUAACGGUCAAAGUAGCUUUGCAAACCCAAAUCUUCCUGAGCAGAAGAGAUCAAGACUUGGCUGGGACACUGAUAAAAGUAGUUUGAUAAUUCGUGAUGUGAUGUUUACUGACCAGGGGCUGUAUCAGUGUUCUUCAGUUAGUAAAAUAAAUCUCAAUGUUAAAGGAUCUGCCGAUAUCAUAGUACCACGUGCUGGCAACUGCGGGGAAGAUACAGUUCUUAUAUGUCAGGUUAUCGGAACCAUAGCCUAUACUGGUUGGUUUGGAUUGAACCGGAGUAUUGUCAGAAGUGGAAUGCCUGUUAGACCAGAAGACAACAACAAAUAUGCACAAUCAACUGGGAAUGCAACUUUUACAUUGACAAUACACAACACUGACAUUACUGAUGGAGGAAAUUAUAGAUGUAGUAAUGGAUUUGAUGAAAGUCAACCAAAACAUCUCAACAUAGAAUGUAAAGCUUCUUCCGCUGAUUUGAACGUCACUGUGGGAAAGAAAUUACUACUAACCGUGGAUAGAUUAUAUCCUUCUUCUCUUUCACUUGAAGUUUCUUUUAAAAAUGAGGAAAGCGCAAUCACUGUGUCAGGAUCAGUAACAUGUUCCAGUAGUAUUAAAUAUUCUGGAUUCUAUAUGUGUGUGUGGACUUCUAAAACCUCUUAAGAUGAUGGGAUAUACACGCACAGUGUUGUUGUAACAACCAUAACACAGGCAACUCCUCUACAUGGGUCAUUCAAUAUAGUUUCUCCUCAAACACCUGUUAUAUCAAAUGUGGUAAAUAGAGAAGAUGGCCGUGAAGUUGUUGUUGGAAAUGAGGGGCAACUCCUGACAAUACAAUGUACGUCUUACGGAGGAUAUCCAGCACCUUCACUAACCUGG